Triticum turgidum subsp. durum (durum wheat) is the source of this 1335-nucleotide messenger RNA. The record is from the annotation of a GenBank genome assembly. NCBI's taxonomy places the organism in Eukaryota, Viridiplantae, Streptophyta, Magnoliopsida, Poales, Poaceae.
AUGUGCCCGAAGCAAUGUCACUCAAAGGCGAAAUGGAAUGGAAAACGGGGGGCGUAUAAAUUCGAAAAAUUCUCCACCCCCCCUUCUCUCUCUCCCCCCCUCCGUCGUCCGAUUUCCCGACGCCAUCGUGCGCAUCGCCGGCCAGGACAAGGCAUACAUACAGCGGCCCCGGCCCCUCGUAGAGAAAAGAAGAGACCCACCCAGAGGCAGAGGCCCGCCUCAAAUGCGCCGCCGGCCGCGCGCCGCCGCACGAUGAGCCCCGCCGCGACGGACGCCGGCGGCGACCUCUUCGCCGCCAACCUCAAGGGCGCGCUCCUCGCCGUCGCCUCCUCCGCCUUCGUCGGGGUCAGCUUCAUCGUCAAGAAGAAGGGCCUCCGCCGCGCCGGCGCCGUCGGCUCCCGGGCAGGUGUCGGAGGGUAUGGGUACCUCUGGGAGCCGCUCUGGUGGGUCGGGAUGGUCACCAUGCUUGUUGGGGAGACCGCCAAUUUCGUGGCUUACAUGUUUGCGCCAGCCGUCCUCGUCGCGCCGCUCGGCGCACUCAGCAUCAUUGUCAGUGCUGUUCUAGCCCAUUUCAUGCUGAAUGAGAAGUUGCAGCGGGUGGGCGUCCUGGGCUGUAUUCUCUGCAUUGUUGGGUCGACGGUGAUCAUCCUCCACGCUCCCGAGGAGAGGUCCCCGGACUCGGUGGAGCAGAUUUGGCGGCUGGCAACGCAACCUACCUUCCUUUGCUACGCUGCUCUAGCAGUGGCUGUUUCAUUGCUUCUUAUGCUAUAUUGUGCUCCACGGUAUGGGCAGACGAACAUAAUGAUCUAUGUUGGUAUUUGCUCUGUUAUCGGAUCCCUCACGGUAAUGAGCAUCAAGGCUGUGGGCAUUGCGAUUAAACUUACCAUUCAGGGCGUAAACCAGGCUGGGUACUUCCAGACGUGGCUGUUUGUGACGGUUUCAGCUAUAUGCUUAAUCAUCCAGUUAGUUUACCUAAACAAGGCAUUGGAUACUUUCAAUACAGCGCUGGUUUCUCCCAUCUAUUAUGCCAUGUUCACAACCCUCACUAUUUUAGCAAGUGCCAUAAUGUUCAAGGAUUGGUCUGGGCAGAGCGCAAGCAUUAUUGCCUCUGAGACUUGUGGAUUUCUCACAGUUCUUGCCGGUAUUAUUGUGCUACAUUCCACCAAAGAAUCCGAUCAAAAUCUGUCCCCAGACCUUUAUGCAUCUCUCACUGCGCCCCUCCCUCCAAAGAUAUAUUGGCACAUCCAAGGAAACGGCGACGUAGGGAAGCAAAAGGAGGACGAGUCGCUUCCCUGCGAUUUCAUCACCGUCGUGCGCCAGGACUACUUCGUCUAG